AUGGACCGAAAACCAUUGCAUACCGCCGGAGCGCCACACGAAGACUAUUCGGGGCUCGAGGUGAAUCCUUGUAGCGAUGAGCACAAGCAAGCCGUGGAGAAUGAAUACCCACCAACGACUCGAGCCCCGAUUCCGGCUUCAGCCGGAGGCUAUCUGCCGCCCACGACGCCAUACCCAGAGCUGCACUCACCACUAGCCCCGUCGUCCGCGUCGCCGCCCAUCGAAAGUGACAAGAUUACCAGCCAGUCCGCGCACGGAUACUAUGCGGGCAGUCAACGGGGCGACGACCAAGGAGGAGGCCGGCAGCCGCCAAGUUUCGGCUACCCGGCGCACCCGCACGAGCAACAGGGCGUUGCAGGAGCCCAUGGGAAUGGUAGCGGAAGGAAGCGAACCGCCAUCUUCAUUGGGCUCGCCGUCCUAGGGCUUGUCGUUGCGGGCGUCGUUGGAGGCGUAGCUGGAUGGCAAAUCACCGAAGCCAAGAAUCGUAGCAGUGGUAGUGGCAGUGGCGGUGGCCCUGCCUGUCCGGAGAAUAGGUCAGAGCCCUCGACGGCGGGUGUCUCCAAGAUCCUGAAGGCCGGGUCCGCCCUGGCCGCCACAGGAUUUCGGUACGAUGGGGAUUACCAAAUAAGAGUUUUUUACCUUUCGCCAGAGGGAGCCCCCUACUACUCCUCAUUCGACACCGCAUACAGCUCGUGGUCGACCCCGGUCAAGAUUGCGGAGGCGCUUCCACACGCCGGCACGUCUCUCGCUGCGGGAGUCAACAUGCGAAAUCAUUACAACAAAUUUAUCCCACGGUUCAUGCUUUACUACCAGGGAACGGAUUCCAAAAUGUUGAGCGUGGGCUUCCAAGAGUCGGUGCGAAGAUCCGGGGAGCCCAACCCCGAAAUCAUGGGAACCCUCGAAAACUACCGGAUCGGUACCGGCGCCUCGAUGGGUGCCUACUGGCCGUACCUGAUCUUCCAGGACAACGGCGCCGCCGGCACGGGCUUGGUUGAGCACAACAUCACGAUCCUCGGCAUCCGCGACAGCCGCCAGCGCGUCAGCCGCAUCAUGGAGUCCGGCACCAGCGGGCCCCAGGUCGCGCAGGGCUCACCGGUCCUCGCGCUCCCGCUGAGCGCCGACGUGCCCCGCGACGAGCUGCGGGUGGUCUACCGCAGCACCGAGGGCGGGCGCCUGGCCGUGUUCGACCGCAACUCCAAGCGCGAGCAGGCGCGGCGCCACACGCUCCCGCCGGGCUACACGCUCGGCGAGGGCGCGCCACUCGCGGGCUUCGCCACGCGCAAGGGCAGCAGCGCCAUGACGACGCACCUGCUCUGGCGCGGCGGGGACGGCCGGGUCAUGGCCGGGAGGCAGGUGGGAGGGGCCGGGGCCACCUGGCAGGACCCCGUGGCGGAGCCGGCGUUUGGCGACGCGGCGGGCAACACGCAGAUCGCGUGCGUCACGGCCGGUUCCACGUCGCAGGAGAGCUUGAAGGAGCCGAUCCGCGAGAGCGACGACAUGAACCGGUGCUUCUUUCAGAAUAAGGAUGGGGCGCUCGUGGAGGCUUGGUUCGACGGGGAGGCUUGGAAGAAGGUCGGGGUUGUCCACAUGCCAUUGCCAUCGCCAUGA
Molecule: messenger RNA, 1608 nt
Organism: Gaeumannomyces tritici R3-111a-1
Lineage: Eukaryota; Fungi; Ascomycota; Sordariomycetes; Magnaporthales; Magnaporthaceae
Exons: 2
Coding region: 1-1608 (535 amino acids)
Source: RefSeq, a predicted model, not a curated record